Messenger RNA from Puccinia triticina, 1209 nucleotides. RefSeq lists its product as uncharacterized. The coding region runs from base 1 to 1209 and encodes 402 amino acids. Lineage: Eukaryota; Fungi; Basidiomycota; Pucciniomycetes; Pucciniales; Pucciniaceae. The record is from RefSeq and is a predicted model, not a curated record. The transcript has 4 exons.
AUGAAUCUUCCCUCCGUUACCCUUUUGAUUUAUACCAUCACUAUCAACCUGAGAUAUUCAAACACGAGGGCAAUACUUCCCCGAGAUUAUCACUCGUCUUUCCAACCAUCCUCCGCCGUCUAUGAAAAAGAAGAUACGAUGAAUGAGUAUUUUAACCUCCCGAAGCCUGGCUCAACUGUCUCUGUUAGACUUCAGGUCUCGAAAGAUCUUGGAGCUCUCGAUUCAAUUUCUUCAAUGGAAAAUUUUGAAAAUGAUGAACGGUUCACUGGCAAGACAAUCGUGCUUAGCCCGAUGGAUUUCUCGAUCCGACUUCGGGAUGAAAAUGUAGAUAACAACACGAUUCUUCUUCCGAUAGUCUUGGCUUUGGACAGACGCGACUCUGAUGAAACUGACAACCCAACCAUUUCCAACUCUGAGAUCAAGCGCUCGGGCUUCCCUGGUGGCCCAGAAGAUCCGAGUAGGAAUGACUCCGGUUUACUGAGUUCGCAUUUAGCGGGAAACAACUACUUCCUCAUCACUCUUCUUUCACAAAACAUUUCGGAUGCGGAGACCCAUGGCCAUACUACAAAUUGGACGGUUUUAAUCAUCGCUCGACAUAUCACCAGCCCCGAGACGUUUAAUUUAACCUGGGUUGUUAUCGCAAUCAUCGUGUUGAUAGUUCUACUUCUCGCUGGAAUUUGCCCGAUAAUUUUAGCCUAUGGCGACUUUCUCGGAGGCGGAAGAGAAGAUGAAGAAAAGAUGAUGGUAGAUCUGAUUACGCCGUUCAGACACCAGGAUUAUCCGACCGAAAUCCAGAAAGUCGAUACCGGUUUCCGAUCGCUUGGACCGGACCGAUCCAGUACAGCGGAUAUCAGCAAACAUCUUCAACUGAAACACGGUAACAUUGUUGGCAACCUCAAAACCAAUGGAGAACUCGAUCAGGAUGGCGACGCGAUCAGUCUCGACGAUUUCAAGAUUUGUCAAGCCAGAAAAAUGAUUAACCUUCAACCGUUCAGACCACCAGGCCAUGAUUAUAACGAGAAAAUUUCACCCGAUGACAUUGGUUCGCUCGUGUCUCCUACCGCUAGUACAUCUACGUCUAGUUUUACUGCCAAUAACCCGAUCUCUCCUCUCAGUACAAUCACUUCCCCAACCAGCUUCCAAAGUCUCGCAUUUUCUGAUUAUCAUAGCCCACUUCCAAGCUUACCCAAAAAAUGUAUCACAACUUGA